Echinococcus granulosus is the source of this 480-nucleotide messenger RNA. RefSeq lists its product as hypothetical. Gene Ontology annotation, cellular component: trans-Golgi network; membrane. The record is from RefSeq and is a predicted model, not a curated record. Bases 1 to 480 code for a protein of 159 amino acids. The transcript has 4 exons. Gene Ontology annotation, biological process: vesicle fusion with Golgi apparatus; endoplasmic reticulum to Golgi vesicle-mediated transport. Lineage: Eukaryota; Metazoa; Platyhelminthes; Cestoda; Cyclophyllidea; Taeniidae.
AUGUUGUCUGAGACAUCGAGGGUGACUCUAAACGUACUGAACCCCAUGCGUGAAUGUCCUCAGGAGGUGCUUGAUGACACAGACCUUGCUGGACCUCUGGUUUUCUGUCUCAUCUUUGGUGGAACCCUACUGCUGGCAGGCAAGGUACACUUCAACUACAUCUACGGCAUUGGACUCCUGGGGUGCCUUAGCAUGUACACCCUUCUCUCCCUCAUGGCACCACAGGGUGUGGCGCCUACAUGCGUGGUCUCCGUCUUGGGCUAUUGCAUGCUCCCCAUGUGCGUCCUCUCCACCGUGGGCAUUGUCUUCUCCCUCAAAUCCCCUCUGGGGGUGGUCCUCACCGCCUUCAUUGUAUUUUGGAGCGCAAUGUCCUCUAGCAAGCUCUUUGUGCGCGCCCUGAGUCUGGAGAAGCAGCGCUUUCUCGUGGGCUAUCCGUGUGCUUUGGUCUACGCGGUCUUCGCUCUUUUGACUGUCUUUUAA